UAAACGUUAUGUACUGGGAAUUUAGGACAGGGAAGCGUCGUGUUUCAUUCAUCAAAAACCUUCCCCCCCUCUUUCACCUCUGCACAAAUUUCUCACCUCUCCAUUUCAACAAAAAACCUCCGCCCUUUCAUCAAUCAAUGGCAGGACGCAAACGAGGAAGAAAGCCCAAAUCAGAUCCCCUUUCACCAGAAGCAGACAUCCCAACAUCAACUUCACCCCACAUUGACGACGACGACGACGUCGUUUUCUCCGUCAGCAAUGUUGAGCUCAUCGACCCACCUCCUUCCACUUCCCGUCCCCGCCGUGGUCGGCCCCGCAAAAUCCUUAAAUUACCCGAAAACUCUAACCCUGAAAAUGGAAAAACCCUAAAAAAAGCAACACGACGCGUGAUUGAUAAACCCAACGGGGUAGGGGUAGCCUCUCUUGAGGGUACUACUGUAAAUAAUGCGGAUGUUGCUAGGGUGGUGCCGGCGAUGGAUGCUGUAGUGAAGGUGUUUUGCGUUCACACAGAACCGAAUUAUUCACUACCGUGGCAGCGGAAGCGACAAUACAGUUCGAGCAGUAGUGGAUUUGUUAUCAAAGGAAGAAGGGUUCUGACAAAUGCACACUCUGUGGAGCAUUACACGCAGGUUAAGUUGAAGAAGAGAGGGUCCGACACCAAGUAUGUUGCCACUGUGCUUGCUAUUGGGACUGAAUGUGAUAUUGCUUUGCUUACCGUGGAUGAUGAUGAGUUCUGGGAGGGAGUCUCAGCUGUAGAAUUUGGGGAUUUGCCAGCGCUUCAAGAUGCUGUGACAGUAGUAGGUUAUCCAAUUGGGGGUGACACAAUCUCCGUGACCAGUGGUGUUGUUUCACGCAUAGAGAUAUUAUCUUAUGUUCAUGGGUCUACUGAACUUUUGGGCCUCCAGAUUGAUGCAGCUAUAAAUUCUGGAAAUUCUGGUGGGCCUGCUUUUAAUGAUAAAGGAAAUUGUGUAGGUAUCGCAUUUCAGUCUCUUAAACAUGAAGAUGUGGAGAACAUUGGUUAUGUCAUCCCAACACCUGUAAUCAUGCACUUCAUUCAAGACUAUGAGAAGAAUGGAGCAUAUACUGGGUUUCCCAUUCUGGGAAUUGAGUGGCAGAAGAUGGAAAAUCCAGAUCUUCGGUUAUCAAUGGGAAUGAAACCUGACCAGAAAGGUGUCCGUAUAAGAAGAAUUGACCCUACUGCACCAGAGUCUAUGUUGUUGAUGCCAUCCGAUGUACUCCUAAGCUUUGACGAGGUUGACAUUGCCAAUGAUGGAACAGUUCCAUUUCGGCAUGGAGAGCGUAUAGGUUUUAGUUAUCUUGUAUCCCAAAAAUAUUCCGGCGACAGUGCUGCAGUUAAAGUUCUUCGUCGUAAUUCUGAGAUAUUGAAUUUCAAGAUCAAACUUGCAACUCAGAUGAGGCUUGUUCCAGCUCACAACAAGGGGAGACCUCCAUCGUAUUAUAUUAUAGCUGGAUUUGUUUUUACCACUGUAUCUGUUCCAUAUCUUCGUUCCGAGUAUGGAAAGGAUUACGAGUAUGAAGCUCCUGUAAAGCUGUUGGACAAACUCUUGCAUGAAUUUCGACAAUCACCCGAUGAACAGAUUGUUGUGGUUUCUCAGGUGCUUGUUGCUGACAUUAACAUCGGAUAUGAGGAAAUAGUUAACACUCAGGUUCUUGCUUUUAAUGGUAAGCCUGUGAAAAAUUUGAAGAGCUUGGCAAGCAUGGUAGAGAACUGCAAUGAUGAGUUUUUAAAGUUGGAUUUGGAAUAUCAGCAGGUGGUAGUCCUUCAGACAAAGACUGCAAAAUCUGCGACAUCAGACAUCCUUACUACACAUUGUAUUCCUUCUGCCAUGUCCGAGGAUCUCAGGAUGUAAAUGAUAUGAUUUCAGCUGGGAUAUAUCAAAAUUCCUCUUGCCAGCAUGACACUCUUUCUAGAGGACUGUCGCACGUUGGCUCAGCUAGUGGAUUCAAGGAUUUUUGGCUUAUGCACCUGUUUGUGCACAGAUUGUGAUCACAUUCUCAGAUGGAGCGGGAAAGAGACGCAUUCCUUUUAAUUGUUAAACCAACUUUGUGUUUCGAGAUGGGCAGAGCUCUCUUUUGGGUGCUCAACCAAUAUUCGUGGCAGAUGAUUUCAAUGUCAGGCUAUAGUAGCUUGGCAUCGAAAUUAUAUGCAAAGAUGCAGGGUGUAUGCUUCCAAUCAAGGGAUGACAGUAAUUUGACUUCCUGAGCUUGUCAUGAUUUCUAUCCUCCUAUUAUAUAUAAGCACACAGAACAUAACAUUAAUUGCGAGUAUCAUUCUUUACAUCAGACUUAUUCACCAGCCAAAAAGAAUAUUAUACCAACUUCACCUCUUGGUUUAACUAUGUAUGAUUCCGCUGACAA
Molecule: messenger RNA, 2379 nt
Organism: Nicotiana attenuata
Lineage: Eukaryota; Viridiplantae; Streptophyta; Magnoliopsida; Solanales; Solanaceae
Product: protease Do-like 9
Exons: 10
Coding region: 9-1871 (620 amino acids)
Biological process (GO): proteolysis
Molecular function (GO): serine-type endopeptidase activity; protein binding
Source: RefSeq, a predicted model, not a curated record